Molecule: messenger RNA, 4601 nt
Organism: Musca domestica (house fly)
Lineage: Eukaryota; Metazoa; Arthropoda; Insecta; Diptera; Muscidae
Product: polyglutamine-repeat protein pqn-41
Exons: 5
Coding region: 1169-4597 (1142 amino acids)
Source: RefSeq, a predicted model, not a curated record
CUUUGCGUUUUUGUUGGUCGUCGUCAUCAUCAUCACAACGUCGCUGCCGUCGUUUUGGUUGCAUGUUUUGGGCUUGUAUGAAUUUUCAGCAGAAACAACGAUCACACUCGUAUACUGACUAUUGAACGGUAAAUGUGUACGUCGUCGUUGGUACCGUGGUCAAGAUAGUCUCUCGCUUGUAUUUUUAUUUGUUUGGGCUUAAGUAGUGAGCCUGUCCCCCUUCUACUACCUUUCAAAUACAACAGCCUGAAUGAACGAACAUCGUUCGUUUUACUGCUAAAAAAUAAUUAAUGCCAAGCGCGUAAACAGCAACAAUAAACAAAAAAAUAAUACCAACAAAAGUAAAAGCAAAUAAAAAGAUAAAUUUAUUAUUUAUUAAACAAAACAACGCGUCGUGAAAUUUAUUAAAUGUGUUGUGAAUGAAAAAAAGAGAAAUAUUACUAUGAAAUGAGAAAUAUUAAAAAUAGUUACCAACACAAAGCCAAAAGAUUAAUAAAUUAAUUAAAAUUCCACAAAAUCCACCUUUCAUUAACAAAAAAAAAAAGUCCACAAAAGCCAUCAUCAAAGUCCAAAAAUCAAACACAGCCCUGGCUGUGAAAAACGAGGCUUCUACUUGUGUGUAAGCAACGCAGUCACUGUUGUAUGGUGGCCUGCUGGCUAUAAGAUUGUGUGUGCGUGUGUGUAUAAAUGUGUAUUUGCCAUACAGCACUCUUAUAAGGCAAAGAAGAAGAAGCAUCAAUAUAUAACAACAACAGCAACACCAACAAAAACAAUAAGAAUGCAGUUACUGGUUACUUGAAUUGUGUGUUUUUGUUUUAUUUGUGUGGUGUGAAGAGCGCAGCACAACUAUACACAGUAGUGUAAAAGUGACGUGUGUGUGCGCGAGAGAGUAUGCCAAAGAGAGAGAAACAGAGCUACUCAUUUAUUAAGCAAGCAUAACAAUCAGAAGAAAAAGAAAAACGAAGAAAUUCAAUUUAAAAAGAAAAUUAAACAAAAUCCAAGAAAAUUUUGUCAAAAAAACCUAGGCAGUUUAUGGAUUAUGCCUAGCAAAAUGUGUUUAUAUUGAAAAAUAAAGGAAUUAAAUACAAAACAAAUCAAAACCAAACAUAAUCAUUAGCGUAGCAUCCAUCCCCCCAACAAAAAUUUUGUGUCAACACUCAUUGUCAUUAUGUCGGCCGACAUUGAGAUUACCAGUGUUUUGGGUGCCAAUGGCCAGCCAUUACCCAUUCACGGCACCGGUUUGGGUUCAACAUGGUCAGCACCGGUCAAACAAGAGCGUGCCGAUGAAUCUGAAAUACAAGAAUUGGCGGCCAAAAUGAAAGAGGCCCAAAAAGAUGCCCUGGCCAAGCAACAACAACAGGCUGCCCAAUUGGCCUCGCGACAAGCCAUGGUCAAUGGCCAGAUGCAACCACCUGUCAAUGCAAAUGGGGGUGGUCAAACAAAUAUCCUCAACUACUUAAAUCGCCAACAAAAACCCGCCAAUGGAACAACAGCAACAAAUGGUCGUUCGUCCAGCACAGAUGACAACAAAAAGGCACCCUGUGAUGAAGAGUCGCAAAAGGGCCACUUUGGUUGGACGACCUUUGGGAAAACUUUCAUACCCUACAUCUAUCGGCAAACGGAAAAAUACUGUUCCGUGCGGAUGAUUGAACUGAAACUGCUGGGCAAAUAUCUAAAUUGCCUACAUCCGGAUAUCUAUUCCAGUUGCACUUGUGUACGUUCCUAUUACAUUACCGAGGCUGAGGCUAGACUCUUCAUCGAAAUCAAUCACAAACACUGCGAUGGUGAAUUUGGUCGCGACAUGUUUACGCAAAAGGAUUUGGUGGUGCGACUCUCGGAUGCCACAAAAUUCUAUCAAUUUUUGGAUAUUUGCUAUCGCAAACUGAUAUCGGGUAGCAAAUCGCCCUCCGAGAAAUGUGGUUUUAUACGCAUCAACAAAGAAUCGGUAGUUCCUUAUACGGUACGCAACGGCGAACAGGUGGUGCCGUUGUUCUAUUUCGAAGGUGAAACGGAAAAUUUAAGGCAAAAAGCGGAUCUAUUAUCCGGUUGGGAUUUGGCCUAUUUGAAAUUCUGUUGCAAGGUCCAGGGUAUACGCAACGAGUUGUUUUCCAGUGAGAAUGUUGCGGUCAUUAGUUUGACGGACAUUAAAAGUUACUUUCCCAAUGGCACAGAAUUUGAGGAUUAUUGGCCAAGUAAGGUGGUGGAUUCGAAUCUGCUAAUUGGAAAUAGAUCAAAUGCCAAUAAUUCGGUGAAUUGGACACGGCAGCCAUCACAGCCACCGCCAAAGGUAUUGAAUCAGCCAACACUGCAACAAAAGCAACAGCAACAUUCCACGGCAGCAGCGGCGGCCCAUCAUCAACAGGUUAUGAAGCGGGGAACAGCUGCCAAUGCAGCAGCCGCUGCCGCCUAUAAUAAUGCCCAAAAUAUUUUGCAACAACAGCCGAAUGCGGCAGCAGCCGCAGCUGCCCAGCGCAUGCAUUCGAAUGCAGCACUGGCGGCACAGGCCACAGUACAGGCAUUAACAAAUGGUCCUUGGAUGUCACAACAACAAAACAAUCUACCUUUAAUACAUGCUCAAAUGUUAGCUUCACAGGCCCAACAAACACAUGCCGCCAAUUCCCGCAAUCAAUAUCGCAAUCCCAUGGAUAAUCUCAUGUUAAACAAUCGCCAACCCUAUGGGGCAUAUAAUAAUGCGGCGAUUUCAAUGCAACCGGUUAAUUCACAUGGUCAAGGCAAUGCUCCGCCACCAUUGGUUCGUUCAGCGGGUGGCCAGAAUGCCAAUCACAUGUCUAGUGUCGAGCAAACGUUGCUGCAACAACAACAACAACAACAAACACAACAAACGAGACCAUCCCCCAAUACAACACAACCAAGACAUAUAAACACAUCCCUUAACCCCAUUGUCCCACCCGCCGUCGCCGCAGCCGCCACAUCGCCCCUCGCCUCUGCGGCAUCGACCAGUGCCAAGGUGGUUUCUUCAUUACUUUCAAGUAAUUUCAAUUUGGCCUCUUCGGCCCCAUCCACCGCUCAAGAUUACAACAAUUUGGCAUUGUGGAAUCAAUUGACUCCGGCCCAAAGACUAUUGUUGACACAACAGUUCAAAAAUACCGGUGGCCUUUUGCCACCGGGUAAAAGUCCAUUUCCUCCGCUACCCUCAUUGCCAUUGGAUACGGAUUUGAUUACCAUGUUGGAUUAUAAUCCAAACAAGUCUUCCGCAAAAUCUAACACUGCCUCUGCUGGCAAUGAAAGUUCUAGAAGUAAUGGACAAUUUACAAAACCCCAUGUGCCUCCGCUAAUACCGGUGAAUGCCUUAGAUGCUCAGCGCAAAGCAAAUCGUUCUGCUGGUGGUAGCACACCUUCGCAUCCCAGUAGCGGUGGUGGUGGUGGCGGUCCGGCUACAGUACCUCUGAAUUCAUCGGCCGCCUUAGAAGAAUUCGAAAAGAAAUUCAAAAUGAACGAUGAAAUGAGGGCUGUUGUCCAAAAGGUGUUGUCCAAUCCGGAUUUGUCGACUUUCAUACAGACGAACGCCUCACAGACCUUUGUGCCUUUUAUAUCGCCACCCAUAUCGCCAGCCAAUGGCGGUGUCCAAUUGCCGGGUACCUCCGUGUCAAUUGUGCCCAAUCCCCAUGUUACAAUAACGCCUCAGCUGCCACCUCACUUCCAACACAGCAGCACGGCCCACUCGCCAAGUUCAGCCUCAUCGUCGUCCUCCUCUUCGGCCUCUACACCGAAUAGUAAUCGGCAAAAGAGUGUAAUAUGUUCGACAACGGCGGUGGCGCCCAACGUGGGGUUGGGUUCACCUUCACCCGGACGUACGAAACCAUCCUCUAUGACCACAACAAAUUACAAUUACCAAACACAACAACAACAUCUUUCUUCCUCCUCUUCCUCUUCUACUACUACACCCACACCAAUGGAAGUAAUCGAUUUAUCUUCCCCCCGAAGGUCUCUGCAUGCUGCCUCAGCCUACUUGCAACAACAGCAGCAACAGCAACAACAACAAGCGGCCGCAGUAGCCGCCGCCCAGCAACAACAACAGAAUCAACAACAAAGACUGGCAGCAGCCGCUGCAGCCCAUCACCAGCAGCAAAAUGGUCGGCAAUCGUCAAAUUCCUCGGCGGCGGCCCAACAACAGGCCGCAGCCAAUUCGGCCAGCCUUCACCUGCAGCGGCAUGCUGCAAUGGCGGCAGCAGCCGAUAACUCACAGCGGUUGAAUAUAAUACCGGAAAUACCUGCCAACAAUCUCAACGUCCAGCCGUACAAGGUGCAGAAGGUCAAUGUGGAGAUUGCCCUGGUGCCGUGUAUAAACAUGAAGGCCUACAAUGAUUCCGAGCAACUGAUGACCCUAACCGAUUUCCAUAACUACUUAUUCCCCACGGUUCCGCUGGAUCAGUGCAAGCGGCUGAUUGAGGCCUUGGGCGUUGAGCUCUACAAGGGAAAUAGACACCAGGUCAAGGUUCUGAUGGAACACGAUCGCACCUACAAUGAGAACAUCCCCCUCGUCCAGGUGCGUGACAUUCUGAAGUACAUGACCCAGAUUAUGUUCAUGAUAAGAAAUCAGGAUAAGCCACCAAAUAAACGUGCUCGCAUAAGCUAGGAAU